AUGCCCCUAUUUUACAUACUGCCAAAAAUUCAUAAGGAUGGCAUUCCAGGACGACCAAUAGUUUCAGCCGUUAACUCUAUAACUGAAAAUAUUUCAGAAUUUUUAAAUCUUUGUCUGCAACCUCUCCUAUCAAAAUUACAAUCCUAUGUAAAGGAAACAAAACAUCUAAUACAAAGGUUACAAACCAUACCAGCACAAAAUAAACACGUUUUACUUGUAUCAGCAGACGUAUCCUCACUUUACACCAAUAUCCCUCAACAAGAAGGAGUUGAUGCGUGUAUUCAUUUCAUUAGAAAAUACAGAAACACACUGCCUUCAUUUACACCCAAUGAACAUGUAAUACGAACGUUGUUUUCGUUUAUACUGGAAAAUAACUAUUUCAUGUUCCUAAAUGAAAUAUAUCUGCAGUUACUUGGCACAGCCAUGGGUACGAAGGUGGCACCACCAUACGCAUCAUUAUUCCUGGGUCUUUUUGAGCAGACGACAUAUUCUUCAUAUGGGAACAACAGUGAAGAAGAACUACACAAAUUUUUCAUAUAUCUAAAUUCAAUACACCCUACAAUAAAAUUCACCUAUGAAUAUUCAACAGAGGAAAUUAGUUUUUUGGAUACGACUAUCUAUUUAGAUAAACGCUCGAGAAAACUCAAAACCAAAUUAUUUAUAAAACCAACUGACAGCAGAGCACUAUUACAUUUUACGUCGUAUCACCCUCACCAUACCAAAAGGGGUAUAAUUUAUUCGCAAGCACUCCGCUAUCGCAUGAUAACAAGUCAAGAUAGCAUUUUAAAAUGUGAGCUCGAUGAACUUAAAAGUAUUUUGCUGACCAGAGGAUACAAAGGUCGGCUUGUUGAUGAAAUAUUCGAGAAAAUCGCCAAAUUAAAGCAAUCAGACGUACUUUCUAACUCCACGCACAAGUUUAAUAAAAAACGAAUACAUUUCAGAACCGCUGACAAUAGUGGUGAUGCUGACAGAGAGCAAAACAAAGAUAAACACAUUCUACCUUUUAUUUUACCUUACCACGAAAAAUUUACAACGCUUAAACGAAUACUACACAAGUAUUGGUUUAUAAUUGAGAGCGACCCUGCUCUGCGACUCGUUUUUCCAACCAAACCAUUCUUGACUUUCACCAAGCAUAAAAAUUUACAGGAAUAUUUAAUCAGAGCAAAGAUGAGAUCUGCUGACCACUGCCUUUCAUUAUAA
Molecule: messenger RNA, 1200 nt
Organism: Hydractinia symbiolongicarpus
Lineage: Eukaryota; Metazoa; Cnidaria; Hydrozoa; Anthoathecata; Hydractiniidae
Exons: 2
Coding region: 1-1200 (399 amino acids)
Source: RefSeq, a predicted model, not a curated record